UACUGGAACAAAUAGUUUUUUUUUGAAACGGCACCAUUGCCGAUUGCUCUCAAUUUAUAUUACGUUUUACAUUUCUGAUUUCUCAGAACAAUCAUUUUUGGAUGAAAAUAUUUUGUCAAUAAUAAAAUAAUGGAUAAUAAGGGAACCGAUACGAGUGAAAGUGAUAUUGAAAGUCUGUCAUCAAUAUUCAAAAAGGGAUUAGAAUCUUAUAAUAACAUAACAAAUAGUGAUCAACCUACUAAUAGUCCAGAUAUGCAGAUUAGUAUAAAAAGGACUAUGAAAACUUUCGAAGAUGCCACUAGGUUAGUUUCAUUGGCUGGCAUUUUUAGUAACAAUGAAAGUAUUGAUGAAGUUUCAACAAGUGAUCUCCAGUAUUUUUUAUUACCAGCACUCCUGGGUUCUCUCAGUUUGAAGUUAACUUCAGGUGAACGGAAAGAUAUUGUAGAUGUUGCUGAAAUCUAUUUCAAGGAUUUCUUAUUACGUUGCAAUGCAUAUAAUCUCAGUAAUUAUCAAGAUAAGAAAACUGAUGAAAAACUAAAUAAGACAGAGUUGGAACAACUGUUGUCAGCAGUGAAUACCAGGGCAAAUAAAAUACAAAGGUUCAAAGAACAAAAAGAACUAAAAUCUAAACUUGGUGACUUGAAAAAAAAUAUUGAGAAUGAACAUGUGGAUGAGGAAAUCAAACGAGAAUACUUCAUUACAAUGAUCAAACUUUUUAUUCAUGAAGCUAUCGAAGAACUGAAUAGCAUUGAUAUGGAAAAGCCCAUUUUGGAGCAUAUGGAUAAUAUGAAAAAGGAUGAUAAAAUACAGCCCAAAAGAGCUCUACCUCCUCCUCUCAGGCCAAUUAUUAUAACAAAAGAUGAAGUACAGAAAGCAGUAUUUGGGGCAGGGUAUCCUUCUUUACCUACCAUGACGGUGAAUGAGUUUUAUGAUAAACGUGUGGCAGAAGGUAUCUUUCCUGAUCCAAACAAAAAAAAAACUGUUCCCACCAGUCUUCAAGAGGCAGCUUUAGCAGGAAUGUCUCUUAAUCAAGAUGAAAAAGAAGAAGAAUUGAAGGACAAGUUGAUUGAAGAGGAUGAUGAAGAGAACAUUGCUAGAAUGAGAGCCAAGGAUGAAUUCAAAGAUGAUCACAGGCGAGGGUGGGGUAACCGAAUGAACCGAAGUUGAAAUCAAUCUUUCUGGAAACGUAACUGGUUCAGGGAGCAUGCUCUUUGAAAAAAUUUCUGUGGUUAUACUGGAUUCGAUAACAAAAAGGAUGGAUAUUUUUCCAGGAAUUCAGAAUAUUUUUUAUCAAGUGAAAGAGCUGAAUUUAUCUGAGAUAUAUACAUACUAUGCAUUUUCUCAAAGUUUAGCUUUAAUCAGCAACUGUAAUGAACUACGUAAAGAAAAUUGUUACUGAAAAAAUGUUUAAAGAAUUUGAAAGUGUCUUCAAAAUAUCAGUGUUAGAAUUAUGAGGGUUACCUUUUGAAUUUAUUCAAUGUGUUGUGAUUGAAAUACUUUUUCUGAAUCUCAUAUCACUCCUACUCCAUUUCUCAUAAAGAAAUAUAGACAAAAGCUUUUGAAA
Messenger RNA from Leptinotarsa decemlineata (Colorado potato beetle), 1564 nucleotides. It is a transcript of the gene Tap42, whose product is annotated as immunoglobulin binding protein Tap42. Gene Ontology annotation, cellular component: cytosol. Gene Ontology annotation, molecular function: protein phosphatase 2A binding. Gene Ontology annotation, biological process: regulation of dephosphorylation; regulation of signal transduction. The record is from RefSeq and is a predicted model, not a curated record. Lineage: Eukaryota; Metazoa; Arthropoda; Insecta; Coleoptera; Chrysomelidae.